UUUAUCAAACACUUUGAGUAACAGAUUCAUACAUUAAUUUCCUUCAGGCAUUUUACACUUUAUAUGUAUUCCUCUAUGGUAUGUCUUUUGAUUAUCAGCUCCUUUGUCCUACAUAACAUUAUAUAUACAACUGUGCAAUGUUAUGCUAAAUUAAUCAAAGCAGCCGACAGAAUCACUCAGUAGCAAUCAGAUCCUCAUAUGUAAAAGCAUGUGCACUUUAAUCUUUUCCUCGGUGUUCCUUUCCCUCAGGUUUUGCUUAAGUGCUGUGCAUUUGACCAUUAAGCCACUCAUGUCACAGCCUUCUCUUAUGGGAAAGUUAAUGUUUCUGUGUGAAUGACCUGCGUGUGUCUAGGGAGGAGUUAAUCACUGAGCUUGCACGAUAUGUGAUGUAAUCCUACUACUGCCAGGCCAUAGUGACUUGCAGAAUUGUGUUGAAGUAACAUGUCAAAGGGUGAAGAUUAAAUGAACAGAACUCCCAACCUCUCCCAGAUUUGAUGCCAUGCUUCAAAACCUGAAAAGUGACCUUUUCCUUCCUUAAAAAUGCUUAAUAUAAUUUAUUAUUGUGGGUUCUGAAAAACCCUUAAACGUAUUAACUUGUUGCAGACAUCUGCUCCUCCUUACCUUUGUAUCAAUUAAGUUAUCUAUAGAUAACUCUUAUGACAGUUCCUAUACAUUUACUUGAAAUAAUUAACCCAGAGGCUACAUUUAACCCACUUCUUAGACUUUAAACCACAGCACAAUCAAUGACAAAGCACAAAUUAUUGAACUCACAAAGCCAUGCUCAAGGCUGUACGUGCAACCAGAAACCUAUCUGCAAACACUAUCCUCUUAGUCUAGUUGUGAUGCCCCUCCUAUUCUGAACUCAUUGACAGUCCUUUAAAUUACCGUUUCUGUCCCGUCUACUGAAUCAAUGUAAGAGACAUGGUAAGAGCACUGAAUGUUCCUGUUCUGGGGCUCCUAGCCUGGCUUUGCUGGUCCUCCUCGCAGCCUGUGCAGGCUGAAAAGGUGCUUGUCAUACCAGUGGAUGGCAGCCAUUGGCUUAGCAUGAGGAUCCUGGUGGAAGAACUGUCUCAGAGGGGUCAUGAGAUGGUGGUCCUGGUACCUGAGAUCAGUGUUCUAAUUGGGAGUUCUGGUAAUUACAUUACUAAGAGUUUCCAUGUGCCUUACAGCAGUGAUGAGUUAAGCAGUCAGUUGGACAUAAUAAGGAAAAGUGCAUUCGAUAAGCCACCGGAAUUUACUGAUAUCUUUACGAAUUUGGGAAACCUGAUGAAAUUCACGUCUAUGCAGGUGAAAGGUUGUGAGGGGCUCCUGUAUGAUGAGUCCCUUAUGAAGAGUCUUAGAGAGAUGGGAUUUGAUGCUAUGCUUACUGAUCCUUUCUUGCCCUGUGGUACCAUCCUUGCUGAGGCCUUUUCACUUCCAGCUGUUUAUUUCUUGCGUGGGAUUCCCUGUCGGCUUGACGAGGCUGCAGCCCAGUGCCCCACACCUCCAUCUUUUGUCCCACGCUUCUUCACUGGUUUCUCAGAUAAGAUGAAUUUCCCUCAGAGAGUGAAAAACACGAUUAUGAGCGUUUUCGAAAUGUAUCUCUGUCGCUUACUGUUUGCCAGCUUUGAUGAACUGGCCAGUAGAUAUCUUCAGAAGGACACUACUUACAAAGAGCUACUAGGUCAUGGUGCAGUCUGGCUUCUACGCUAUGACUUUACAUUUGAGUACCCCAGACCUCUAAUGCCUAACAUGGUCCAAAUAGGCGGCAUCAACUGUGCUAAGAAGGGUCCUUUGGCGAAGGAGCUUGAGGAGUUUGUGAAUGGUUCUGGUGAGCAUGGGUUUGUUGUUUUUACUCUGGGCUCCAUGGUGUCACAGUUACCCGAAGCCAAAGCCAAAGAGUUCUUUGAGGCAUUUAGACAGAUACCUCAGAGGGUUCUAUGGAGGUACACUGGACCUGUCCCUGAAAAUGCCCCAAAGAAUGUCAAAUUGAUGAAGUGGCUACCACAAAAUGAUCUCUUAGGCCAUCCUAAGGUUAAGGCUUUUAUUACACAUGGUGGAUCGCACGGAAUCUAUGAAGGAAUCUGUAAUGGGGUGCCAAUGGUGAUGCUUCCGCUAUUUGGAGACCAAGGAGAUAAUGUUCAGCGCCUAGUGUCUCGAGGGGUUGCAGAAACCCUGAGUAUCUAUGAUAUUACAUCAGAAAAAUUACUGGUGGCACUGAGAAAGGUCAUCAAUGACAAAAGCUACAAGGAGAAGAUGACAAAGCUUUCAGCUAUCCAUAAAGACCGUCCCAUUGAGCCUCUGGACCUGGCUGUGUUCUGGACUGAGUUUGUUAUGAGGCACAAAGGCGCAGAGCAUCUCAGACCUGCAGCCCAUGAGCUGAACUGGAUUCAGUACCAUUGUCUGGACGUUAUCGGCUUUCUCAUUCUCAUUCUAGUGACUGUUAUUUUCGUGACUGUCAAAAGUUGCAUGUUCUGUUUCAGGAAGUGCUUUAGGAAAACUAAGAAAAAUAAGAAGGAGUAAAAAUACUUAACUUUAUGUGUCUUUAUGUGGGGUGAUUGUGUGGGGAAUUGUUUUAAUAGUAUUUUUAUUUUUUUAAUGACUCCAUUACUUGAAUCCAUCAAUGACUUGAACAAAGCCUCACAAAACCUUCUGACUGGUCAAAGGACUGCCAUUUUAUAAUUGUAGACUGCAGACUUUUAUGCACUAGCCCAGUGGCUUUUAUUUUCAAUACUUUUAAUAUCAAAUUACAUAUUAUAUUAGCUUUAAGAUUCACUUUAAAAUGAGCUUUGUGCACUUACGGAACAAUGAAAAUUGUCCCUGCUAAACAGUCCAUUGCCUGAUCUCUAAAUAAUUUUUUGUUGUCACUUCAACAGUAUAGUGUCAAACUGCCUGUCUGCUACACUGACUGAUAGUUGUUGGGAAGUGAAGGUUUUAGAAUGUAAGAAUAAGCUAUUUAUUCUUUGACAUAUCAGAAAAAUCCCCCUAUUAGGCUGUAAUAUGGAGGUACAGUAGCAAGGCAAAAGGAACGUCUAAAGUCAGUGUUUGCGUAACAUCAUAUAAUCUAAAAUGCCUCCAUCUCGAUUUUUGAAGGAUGCAUAGAUCCAUUGCAUCCUUCACUGCCUAUGAUAUACUGUACCACAACCUGUGCAUGCUGUUCGGCAGUUGAAUGAAAAGAAAAAAGGUGUCUGAUGGAGUGGUUGAAGGUUGUAAACAGAUUUAGAAAUCUGAUUCUAAGAAAUAAGCAUUCUAGUGAAGGGAUGGACGCCUGGAUCACCACCUCCGCUCUUCAGUAUAUAUAUAUAUAUAUAUAUAUAUUGAGUGAAUUAAAUUUAAACUGAUCAGUAUUUAACCUAAUGUGAUUAAGUGAAUUAAUUUAGUGGAACUAAUCAGUAUUUUUAUCACAUAUAUAUUUUGAGCUAAUGAUUUAUUACUCUAAGUAUCUUAAUAUAUGUUCUUUGUGGUGUCAUGCUCAUUCAAGCAGUUUGAGACCAUUCCAUAUCUGUCUUCAUGCUUUAGGAGACAGUGUGUCUUCUGACUAAGAGGCCUAGGUCAUGUAGGCCGCUUCUCUAGUGUCUUCAUGACCCAACAACAUACAUUUGAUUAUGAAUGUUUCUGCCAAGUUAACAAGAAUACAACUUCAGCUCUCCUGAGAGAAAGUCCAAUUAUCUCUAUGGUUUUAGUUCCAAUAAGAUAAGACCAGUCUCCAACAGAAGCUUUGUAGUAUAAGACCUUGAAUAGGAGAAACUGUGUGUGUGUGUGUGUGUGUGUGUGUUUUUCCAAAGGUAUUUCUGUUUCAGGAAUUCAGUAAAGUGAGAAUAGCAGUCGAGAGGUGGACAACUGGACCUCAGAGACCUACUACUGCCUAUUAAAGUAGACUGUCUGUGGCCUAGGACCUGACUUGGACGAUUGGAUCCUAUAUACAGAACUAAAACGUCAUGCCAACAAUCAAUGAGAUAAACGAUGUACAUGAUGACCGUGUUCAGAAAUGUUCUAUAGUUAUUUAUGCUUGUAACCAAUCAGAAUUCUAGAAGCUAAAGCAUUAACACCAGCUUGAUACUGUAUCUGACUAUAAGUAUUGAUGUUUUUGGACCUGAGUUCAGUUCGGGAUUCUCCUGUCUUCAAACUCAGAGGCUUUUGUACUGCUGACUUCUGCCAUUUGAUAUGGCAAACAACUCUCUUCAGUAAAAUUUCAACUAAUUUGAUUGACA
This is a messenger RNA of Myxocyprinus asiaticus (Chinese sucker), 4190 nucleotides long. Its product is annotated as UDP-glucuronosyltransferase-like. Bases 922 to 2502 code for a protein of 526 amino acids. Gene Ontology annotation, molecular function: UDP-glycosyltransferase activity. The transcript has 5 exons. Lineage: Eukaryota; Metazoa; Chordata; Actinopteri; Cypriniformes; Catostomidae. The record is from RefSeq and is a predicted model, not a curated record.